Messenger RNA from Penicillium macrosclerotiorum, 1017 nucleotides. Its product is annotated as cyclase family protein. NCBI's taxonomy places the organism in Eukaryota, Fungi, Ascomycota, Eurotiomycetes, Eurotiales, Aspergillaceae. Gene Ontology annotation, molecular function: arylformamidase activity. The coding region runs from base 1 to 1017 and encodes 338 amino acids. The transcript has 5 exons. The record is from RefSeq and is a predicted model, not a curated record.
AUGUCCCUCUCAUUGCCCAAAUUUGAUGAUCUCCCACCUGUGGAGGACAUGCCUCACGGUUGUGCUUGGGGCGUCUUCGAUAAAGAUGGUAAAAAUGAUCUUGUUGGAACAUUGAACCUCUUGACGCCAGAGGUUGUCAGGGCUGCCGCCGCGGAGGUCCAUUAUGGAAUCUCGAUUUCCCUUAAUUGGCCCAUUGGGAGUAUCAAAAUCCCUAAGUUCUUUCGAAAGACUCUAGAACAUAAAGUGGUCAAACUUGAGGACCCAGAGGCGAAUCUGCAUUAUGGAUUUGAUGACGAGGUUGAGUUCAAUACUCAAGGAAGCAGCCAGUGGGACAGUUUUUGCCAUUUUCUUCACCUUGAGUCAGGAAAAGCUUACAAUGGAGUGAAACCGACUAUAAAAGGCAUUAUGGACCCUUCUCCAAGUGAAGAACUCAAGCUUCCCACAAUUGAUCAUUGGCAUGAACGCGGCUGCGUAGUAGGAAGAGGUGUUCUGAUUGACUUUAAGACUUACGCCAAAGUUAAGGGCAUCGAAUACUCUCCAUUCUCUGGGUUUCGUAUUGGUAUCGCCGAUAUCGAAGCUGUCGCAGCUUACCAAGGAGUUAGCUUCAAGCCAGGCGACAUUCUCAUCCUUCGAUUUGGCGUAACCGAGGCACUAGGAGAUAUGACAGGCCUGGAGCAAGCCGAAGCAAUGGCUAGUCAUCAUGCCUGUGGCAUCGAAGGCUCCAAGGAAAUGGCCCGCUGGCUGUGGGAUCAGCACUUCGCCGCCGUAGCUAGCGAUAAUGUUGCGGUCGAAGCUAUGCCUCCGAUGAUAGGCGGCGAGGUCCAGCCUCUGACCAAUCUUGUUCUGCACCAGUGGUGCUUGAGCCUGUUUGGCAUGCCACUGGGUGAACUGUGGUAUCUUAAGACGCUUUCGGAACAGUGUCAGGCAUACCGUAAGUAUACAUUCAUGCUGACUUCGUCGCCUCUUAAUUUUCCCGGUGCGGUUGGAAGUCCACCCAAUGCACUCGCUAUUCUCUGA